ACCUCAAGGCAGCACAAAGGAAAGAGAAAAGUGUUAGGUGUGGUGGACCAGAACGCUUCUCCCUCAGACCAGGACAGGUACAACAGUGACAACCAGACAUUGACACUACAGGUGGAAGCUCUGCAGGCGCAGCUAGAGGAGCAGACACGACUGGCUAAAGACCAUGUGGACGGUCUUCUGGAGGACAGGAGAGUGAAGAUAGAAGAAUAUGAGGCCAGGAGACAGAGAGAUCAUGAUAAAAUACAGACUUUGCUGGAAAAAUUAACAAAAACCCAAGAUUUACUGUAUGACAGCACAAAAGACUUUCUAGAACUCCGUUAUGAAGGCAGAGCCAAUGAACGCCGCUGGAUGGCAGAGAAGGACCAGUUUCUUAGAGAGCUUGAUGUCUGCAAACAGCAGCUGAACAUCAGCAGGGACAAAGUGCUCAAUGUCUCGGAUGAGGCUUUGGAUGCCAAACAGAAGAGAGAGGUGGAGGUGGAGGCUCUGCAGUAUGACUUGGAGCAGGCAGUGAAGAUGUCAGAUAUGUACAGGGAGCAGGUGAUACAGCUAGAGGACGAGAGAGCAAGGAUACGAGAGGAAGGAGAUGUCAGCAAAGAUAUAUUUAAGGAGAGGACAGACAAGAUGAGCCGCAGACUACAGCUGAUGAAUGCCAGGUAUCAGGAGCUGGAGAAGAGGAGAAAUCUGGAGGUGGAAGGGUUUAAGAAUGAUAUCAAAAUGCUCAGAGCCAAACUGAAAGAGAUGGAAAAACAACUGUACAAGGUAACUGUUGGUCUUGGUGAGGGUCUAGAGGAGCAGCGACCAGAUGAUCUAGACUUGGUCAUUCUGAGGAAUGUCCGGCGGACGGCGGGCAGAUCCAAGAAACUGAUGGAUGAACUGAAGCAGUUGAAGAGUAAAGUAUAUGGAAUGGAAAAUGAUCUGAAGCAUCUGUAGCAGUGACAGAGGAUGCAGAAUAAAAGCUGGUUUCUUCAAAUAGUCCAUUAUGAGGGAGAUGUUUUAAAAACAUUGAAUGCUAAAGGGAAAUAUGACAGAUUUCUGCAGUUUGUGAAAAAUUUCAGGAGUUGAUUAAAUAUCUUACUGUAGACUGAGUUGGAAUGUAGAACUGCUUCAGAAGAAGUAGCAUGUAAAAUACUCAACUUUGCAUAUGGUGUAUUGAUUUGUGAAUUAUGUCUGUUAGUCAAAAUGUAGAAUAAGAAUUUGAUAACAUAGUUUGAUUGGAUUAUCACAGAAAAAAUUUUUUGAUAAUCUGUUUUAUGUGUUUUAAGGUAGAUUUAUCUGUAAUCCUAAGAAGAAAAUAAAUUCUUCUUGUAUUCAUUU
This is a messenger RNA of Lingula anatina, 1314 nucleotides long. RefSeq names its product coiled-coil domain-containing protein 77. Gene Ontology annotation, cellular component: centrosome. NCBI's taxonomy places the organism in Eukaryota, Metazoa, Brachiopoda, Lingulata, Lingulida, Lingulidae. The record is from RefSeq and is a predicted model, not a curated record.